UAAAUUUUGGCAAAUAGUUUUUAACACACAUUUAACACUCACAGAGGAUUUCUGAUUUAUAAAAAAUUUCCAAAUUACAAAAGAUAUAUAAACUCAAAGUCUUUCCAAACAGAUACUAUUCCUACAGACUAAAGGAACAUACCCAUGAGUUGUAGAUGAAUGAGCUGUCCAUCGCAGAAACUAAAAGUUGAGAAAUGAAUUCUAUUUCUUCUUUUUGUCAUGCUGUAUUUCAGUCAUUCUUCUUGUCAUCCCCAACAAUCCACAAUGCAUCUAACAUUUACACUUUUGCUACUAGUUGGUAUUUUCUGCAUAUGGUGUUUUAUAGAUACCUUUGCUGGGACAAGGUAAUUCAUACAGAUGCUCUAACAGCUUCUGGGGACAGAGAUCCCAGACACCCAAAUUUAAUGCUGACUCUCUGAGUACACAAGUAUCUCAACUAGUAGUUGAUCAAUAGAGAACUUUGCAAAUAACUUAGCUGGUUUGAUGCAGGCCGCUUAACCUAACCCCAUUGUCUUGCGUUGAUUAAAAGUGGGCUUACAAGACCUUAUUUUUCACUUAUUUAUAAUAUUUAUUUAUUGGUUAGAAGUUUAACUUUGUGAAGAACAACUCUGACCCUUCGGGUAGGUCAGGUUGCUGUGCUGGAAAGUUGAGAAUAACAAUAAGACCCCUGUCCCCUGUGUCCUGGAAAGUGAAUAUGCAUCACACAAGGAUCAGUGGGGAGGGACAAGUGGUCAAGGGGGACAUCUAGAGAUUGAUUCCUGCAGAAAGCACAGUGUGGGGGUAGCGAGGGAAAGAUGUGUUUAGGGGUAGGAUCCUGUUGAAGUUCUGGAGAAUGAUGCAAAGGCUGUGAAGGGAUAGGUAAGGACAGGGAAACCCUAUCCCUGUUAUGGCGAAGGGAAGACGGAUAAGGCAGAUGUCCAGGAAAUGGCAGAGAUGUGGGUGGGGGCAGCAUCAAUUCUAGUGGACUAUUAUUUGAAGAAGGAUAAGAACAGAUGACGUUGAGGUGGAGGAGCUGAAAACAGGAAUAGCAAUUUCUUACAGUAUCUUUUCUUGUUCCAGGAUCGAUGAAAAUGGCAGAGACAUCUUGCAUCUCUCAGGCUUGUGGAUGUAUCAGAGAAUCCCAAAAUGUUUUCAGCAUGGAGGAAGGCUGUUCACUCCACUGAACUCAGACCAGCAAGGUAGCUCAUUUCACUCUCCCACCCAAAUCGCUGUCAGAUCGACCAUGAUUCCUUCACCUCCACUGCCUCUUCCCACAACUGAUCACUGCUCUGUUACUCCCUCGAGAUGUAACAUCCCAACCACAUCACUCAUGUCGUGUCUGUAAGUUAUUUUUGCAUUGCUUUUCACUUAGGAAAUAGCACAGAUUGAACUCCAAAUGAAAUACCCCUCAUUAAUGUUGUCAACACUGAACUAGUGACAGUGGCUGGUGCAGUGAUGGAUUUAUAAGUGGGACCCAUAGCUCUUAAAGGUACACACACACACAUACACACACACACACACACACACACACACACACAGACACACACACUCAAAUACACACAAAUAACACACCCACAGACACACAACAUACACACACACAACAUACAGACACACACACACAUUCAAAUACACACACACAACAGACACACAAACGCGCGCGCGCGCGCACACACACACACACACACACACACACACACACACACACACACACACAGGCACACACAUUCAAAUACACACACACACACACACACACACACAGGCACACACAUUCAAAUACACACACACACACACACACACACACACACACACACACACACACACACACACAGGCACACACAUUCAAAUACACACACACACACACAGGCACACAAACAUACACACAGCUUUUGACUGCCAUGGCUACAUCAACAACUCCUUGUCCCAUCCUGCCUUCUGUAAGGACUCUGUUCUGUUCUCGUGUUCCUCCACCUCCAUUGUAUUUGCUGCAAAGAUGAGACUUUCUGCACCGAAUGAUAGAUGUGGGAGGACUUCAGAGCUUGGAUCUGGUCCAGUAGUUGUGGCAGUACUGUCUGUGUCUGCGUAUGACCUGUCCGAAGCACGCUGCUAAGGUGGAAUCCCAUCUGUAUGUGACUUUGUUUAAUCUGGGGAGGCUGAUGCAUGGGCAGUCUGACAGAUCAGGGUCAGAGUCCAGUGACGUGGAGUGCAAGACGACUGGGGACCUUCGCUCCACCUUCACUGCCGCUGUGAUGUGCCAUCAUUUUCUGUGAGCUCGCCACUGAGGUCUCCGUUGGACUGCCCUUUGCUGGACCUUAUCACCCAACCAGGGGCUAAACACCAGACAGCUAAACUAGACAGCAUCUCUCUUGGGGUCUCAGGAACUCACAAAUGACAACGUGACAAUGCUCGGAGAAGAAGCCUUACUCCAUGAUGUGCCCUGUGUUGGGUCUUCACUGCAGGCCCCUGUAUAAAGGCGAUCGAGGUCUGAUCCUCUGCCUCAGUCUCCAGGACGUAGUGUGGUGGUCACUCACUGCUGGUUCCUUCUUCAGUCAAUAAAAGCCGAUAUCUCGCCUUACGUCUCAGAGUGAGUUAUUGAUGGUGCAUCAAUUUUAUUGACCUGAACAUUUUAAAACAUGAAAACCGUUUUACGUCCGGAAAGGUUGGAUUUGGACCCUCAAGACCCUGAAGCAGCUCUUGCUUUUGAACUCUGGCUUGCAUGCUUCCAAUCGUACUUGGCGGAGCUUCGUGCGACUGACCCUGCCGUUAUGUACAGAAUUCUCCUCUCGAGGGUCACCCGAAAAGUUUAUUCCAGUAUCCGGGACCUGCCGACCUACGCAGGGGCACUGGACGCCCUCAAAAGACAGUACCUGCGGCCGGUGAACACCGUCUACGCAAGACAUCGUUUAGCUACCCGGCGACAGCGGCCUGGCGAAUCGUGCGCUGAGUUUCUCCGAGCACUACAGACGCUCGUCCGAACUUGUGACUGCGAAACGCUCACAGCAGAACAACAUGCGGAGCUGCUGGUGCGAGACGCCUUUGUGACGGGACUGAGGUCAGUGUACGUGCGCCAGCAACUGCUGGAACACUCCGACCUUACCUUACCCUCGGCGAUCGAGACGGCCAACGCUCUGGAAGCUGCACUGCACUACGCCAACGCUGUCCAGUCGCGCGAUUCCCCACCAGUUCCGUGGACCUCAGAUCCCACCACCGCCGGCUCCCGCGAGCGAAAUCGCCGCUGCCAGUCGCGAUUCCACGAGCUCCCCGAACCUGACCACGGCGGUGGCCUAUCAGAAGCCUGUGCUUUGUUAUUUCUGUGGCCAUAAAAAACACUCUCGAAAACGCUGCCCAGCGCGAGAAGCGACCUGCUCCAGCUGCGGAAAGCGGGGCCAUUUCGCCAAGGUCUGUAAGUCUCAACUGCGAGCGGAGUGCAGCGCUGCGGGUGAAACAUGGGGGCUGCCAUCUUGCAUGCCCGGAUGUGGGCGGCCAUCUUUGUCGACAUCAGCACGCCCCGCCCCCGGCCCUCCGAUGCGUACCGGGUACCCCGGAUGUGGGCGGCCAUCUUUGUCGGCGUCAGCACGCCCCACCCCCGACCCUCCGAUGCGUACCGGGUACCCCGGAUGUGGGCGGCCAUCUUUGUUGACGUCAGCACGCCCCAUCCCCGACCCUCCGAUGCUUACCGGGUACCCCGACGGCUCAACUCUGGCCACUGUAACCCUCGACCAAAGCGCCCCAAACCAGCUUACAAGGUCCAUGAUGGACAUCCGGGUGGAGGGGCACAGGACUAGAUGCCUGUUUGACAUGGGCAGCACUAAGAGCUUCAUUCACCCGGACACAGUGCAACGCUGCGGACUCGCAACACGGCCAGUAAGCCAGAAGAUCCAUUUGGUUUCUGGGUCGCAUUCCACAGACAUCCGGGCGGGUUGUGUAGCGACAUUGGUGGUGCAAGGCACAGAAUAUCAGAACUUUGCGCUACUGGUCAUGCCUAAACUGUGCGCACCUGUGCUAUUGGGGCUGGACUUCCAGAGCCAUCUCGAAAGUGUGACUAUGGUAUAUGAUGGGCCCCUCCCACCACUCACUGUCAGGAAUCCUCAGUUUUGUGGGACUUCAUCACUACUGACCACACACACACAGCGACACACACAUCCCAUCCAACACCAUGCCGACAGCUGCGCUACCGACACCACUUGCAGUCUCUCCACCCUCAAGGUCCCUCCCCCACCGCUGUUCGCCAACCUGACCCCGACUGUAAACCGGUGGCAACUAAAAGCAGGAGGUACAGUGCGGGGAACAGGGCCUUCAUUCAGUCAGAGGUGCAGUGGCUGCUCAGGGAGGGGAUCAUCGAGCCAAGCACAAGCCCUUGGAGGGCCCAGGUGGUCGGACGGUGGCCCCACCCCCCCCCACGAACUCCUAUUCUCUUUUCCCAGGAAGUUUGUCACUCUACCAGUUUGGCUGAUGUCCCAGGGGCCAGUGCUGCUCCGGAAACAUGUGAGGAGCAAUAAAUACUCCCUGUUGGUCGAGAGGGUUCACCUUCUGCAUGCGAACCCCCAGUAUUGCUACGUGGUCUUACCUGAUGGGCGGGAGGACACGGUCUCCAUCCGCGACCUGGCACCCGCAGGUGCAGCAGACCACUACCCUGAACACUUUCCGGUAACUAUGAACCCUGUACCCGAGAUGACACCGCGCUCACCAGGCCCUACACAGACUCCUCAUGACACUUAUAUACCAGGUGCCUCGCACAUGCAUGAGCUGGAACCAGCACAACCUCCGUCUCCUGUGCAAUCACCAAUGUCGCCGGCAUCGGUGC
Messenger RNA from Hypanus sabinus (Atlantic stingray), 4780 nucleotides. RefSeq lists its product as uncharacterized. Bases 2610 to 3299 code for a protein of 229 amino acids. The transcript has 2 exons. NCBI's taxonomy places the organism in Eukaryota, Metazoa, Chordata, Chondrichthyes, Myliobatiformes, Dasyatidae. The record is from RefSeq and is a predicted model, not a curated record.